CCGCGCUAGCAUGGAGGCGCUCGGCGGCAGCGAGCCCAGCGGCGACGGAGCCGGGGAUGGUGCCCACCAGGACCCCAGGGGCCCCGGCGCCGCUGCGCCCGGCUCCGGCCCCGGCCCCUGCGCGGCCGCCCGGGAGUCCGAGCGCCAGCUGCGCCUCCGCCUGUGCGUCCUCAACGAGAUCCUGGGCACCGAGCGGGACUACGUGGGCACCUUGCGCUUCCUGCAGUCGGCGUUCCUGCACCGCAUCCGGCAGAACGUGGCGGACUCCGUGGAGAAGGGUCUCACAGAGGAGAACGUCAAGGUCCUGUUCUCCAACAUUGAGGACAUCCUGGAAGUCCACAAGGAUUUCCUGGCCGCCUUGGAGUACUGCCUGCAGCCGGAGCCUCAGUCUCAGCACGAGCUUGGCAACGUUUUCUUGAAAUUCAAGGACAAGUUCUGCGUGUACGAGGAGUAUUGCAGCAACCACGAGAAGGCCCUGAGGCUGCUGGUGGAGCUGAACAAGAUCCCCACCGUGCGCGCCUUCCUGCUGAGCUGUAUGCUCCUGGGCGGCCGGAAGACCACGGACAUCCCCCUGGAGGGCUACCUGCUAUCCCCGAUCCAGAGGAUCUGCAAGUACCCGCUGCUCCUCAAGGAGCUGGCCAAGAGGACGCCUGGGAAGCACCCGGACCACCCCGCAGUCCAGAGCGCCCUGCAGGCCAUGAAGACCGUGUGCUCCAACAUCAAUGAGACCAAGCGGCAGAUGGAGAAGCUAGAGGCCCUGGAGCAGCUGCAGUCACACAUCGAGGGCUGGGAGGGCUCCAACCUCACGGACAUCUGCACCCAGCUCCUCCUGCAAGGCACGCUGCUGAAAAUCUCCGCGGGCAACAUCCAGGAGCGGGCCUUCUUCCUCUUCGACAACCUCCUGGUCUACUGCAAGCGGAAAUCCAGGGUCACUGGGAGCAAGAAGUCCACCAAGAGGACCAAGUCCAUCAAUGGCUCCCUCUACAUCUUCAGGGGUCGCAUCAACACGGAAGUCAUGGAGGUGGAGAAUGUGGAGGAUGGAACAGCUGAUUACCACAGCAAUGGCUACACCGUCACCAACGGCUGGAAGAUCCACAACACUGCCAAGAACAAGUGGUUCGUCUGCAUGGCCAAGACGGCAGAGGAGAAGCAGAAGUGGCUGGACGCCAUCAUCCGCGAGCGGGAGCAGCGUGAGAGCCUCAAGCUGGGUAUGGAGCGCGAUGCCUACGUGAUGAUCGCGGAGAAGGGCGAGAAGCUCUACCACCUGAUGAUGAGCAGGAAGGUGAGCCUGAUCAAGGACCGGCGGAGAAAGCUGAGCACCGUGCCCAAGUGCUUCCUCGGCAAUGAGUUUGUUGCCUGGCUCCUGGAGAUCGGCGAAAUCAGCAAGACGGAGGAAGGGGUCAACCUGGGCCAAGCCCUACUGGAGAACGGCAUCAUCCACCACGUUUCCGACAAGCACCAGUUCAAGAAUGAACAGGUGAUGUACCGCUUCCGCUACGACGAUGGCACCUACAAGGCGCGGAGUGAGCUGGAGGACGUCACGUCCAAGGGCGUGAGGCUGUACUGCCGCCUUCACAGCCUCUACACCCCGGUGAUCAAAGACCGUGACUACCACCUGAAGACCUACAAGUCGGUGCUUCCUGGGAGCAAGCUGGUGGACUGGCUGCUGGCGCAGGGAGAUUGCCAGACGCGGGAGGAGGCCGUGGCGCUGGGCGUGGGCCUGUGCAACAACGGCUUCAUGCACCAUGUGCUGGAGAAGAGCGAGUUCAAGGACGAGUCCCAGUACUUCCGCUUUCACGCCGACGAGGAGAUGGAGGGAACCAGCGGCAGGAACAAGCAGCUCCGCAAUGACUUCCGGCUGCUGGAGAACAUUCUGGCCAAGCGCCUGCUGAUCCUGCCCCAGGAGGAGGACUACGGCUUCGAUAUCGAGGAGAAGAACAAGGCUGUGGUGGUGAAGUCGGUGCAGAGGGGCUCACUGGCCGAGAUGGCCGGCCUGCAGGCGGGGCGCAAGAUCUACUCCAUCAACGAGGACCUGGUGUGCUUGCGGCCCUUCUCCGAGGUGGAGGCUGUGCUCAACCAGUCCUUCUGCUGCCGCCGCCCGCUGCGCCUCCUGGUGGCCACCAAGGCCAAAGAGAUCAUCAAGGUCCCCGACCAGCCGGACGCACUGUGCUUCCAGAUCCGUGGGGCCGCCCCACCCUACGUCUACGCCGUGGGGAGAGGCUCAGAGGCGGCGGCCGCGGGGCUGUGCGCUGGCCAGUGCGUGCUGAAGGUGGAUGGCGGCAGCGUAGCGAGCGCCGGUUCCCUCGCCGUGCUGGAGCACUUCCAGGCCUUCCGCAGCCGGCGCCACGAGGCCCUGGGCCUGUACCAGUGGAUCUACCAUACCCACGAGGACGCCCAGGAGGCCCGAGCCAGCCCCGAGGCCCCCAGUGAGGAUCCCAGGGGCGAGGGGGCCCCCGAGGAAGACCAGCCUGCCUCAGCCUGCCCUCUGCUGUCCCUGGGCCCCCAGCUGAGCCUGCGUGAGGACAGCCCCGUGGUCAGCCUGACGGUGGACAACGUGCACCUGGAGCAUGGCGUGCUGUACGAGUACGUGAGCACAGCGGGCGUCAAGUGCCACGUGCUGGAGCGCGUCGUGGAGCCCCGCGGCUGCUUCAGCCUUGCGGCCAAGGUGCUGGAGGCCUUUGCGGCCGACGACAGCGUCUUUGUGCAGAACUGCGGGCGGCUCAUGGCCCUGGGCAGUGCCAUGGUGACCAUGCCGCACUACGAGUUCCGGCACAUCUGUGACACCAAGCUGGAGAGCAUCAGCCAGAGGGUGGCCUGCUACCGGGAGUUCGCAGCUCAGCUGAGGAGCAGGGUCAGCCCAGCCUUCAAACAAGCGCCCCUGGAGCCCCACCCGCUGUGCGGCCUGGAUUUCUGUCCCACCAACUGUCACAUCAACCUCAUGGACGUGUCCUACCCCAAGAGCACGCCUUCCAUCGGCAGGUCCUUCAGCAUCCGCUUCGGGCGCAAGCCCUCCCUCAUUGGUCUCGACCCAGAACAAGGCCACCUGAACCCCAUGUCCUACACCCAGCACUGCAUCACCACCAUGGCCGCCCCGUCCUGGAAGUGCCUGCCUUCUGCGGACAGGGACUCCGAAGGCCAGGGUCUCGGUGACCCCAGUGGGGCCCCUGGCCAGGAAGACCGGGGCCUGAGCUUCCUGCUCAGGCAGGAGGACCGGGAGACCCAGGACGCCUACCUGCAGCUCUUCACCCGGCUGGGCGUGGCCCUGAAGGAGAUGAAGCAGUACGUCACCCAGAUCGACAGGCUGCUGUCCACCAUCACGGAGCCCACGGUAGGCGGGGCCUGUGAGCCACCCUCAGCUGAGGAGGCUUCCUCGUCCCCGCUAGUCGGCGAGGAGAGCGAGCUGGACAGGAGUGACCAUGGGGGCAUCAAGAAGGUGUGCUUCAAGGUGUCCGGGGAAGAGCAAGAGGACUCGGGCCACGACACCAUGAGCUACCGCGACUCCUACAGCGAGUGUAACAGCAACCGGGACUCAGUCCUGUCCUACACCAGCGUGAGAAGUAACAGCUCCUACCUGGGCAGCGACGAGAUGGGCUCCGGGGACGAGCUGCCCUGUGACAUGCGCAUCCCCUCGGACAAGCAGGACAAGCUGCACGGCUGCCUGGAGCAUCUCUUUAACCAGGUGGACGCCAUCAACACGCUGCUCAAGGGCCCGGUGAUGAGCAGGGCCUUCGAGGAGACCAGGCACUUCCCCAUGGACCACAGCUUACAAGAGUUCAAGCAGAAAGAAGAGUGCACGAUCCGUGGCCGGAGCCUGAUCCAGAUCAGCAUCCAGGAGGACCCCUGGAACCUCCCCAACUCCAUCAAGACCCUGGUGGACAACAUCCAGAGAUACGUGGAAGAUGGAAAGAACCAGCUGCUCCUGGCCUUGCUGAAGUGCACAGACACGGAGCUGCAGCCACGCAGGGACGCCGUCUUCUGCCAGGUCCUGGUGGCCGCCGUGUGCACCUUCUCCGAGCAGUUGCUGGCGGCCCUGAGCUACCGCUACAACAACAAUGGCGAGUACGACGAGAGCAGCCGCGACGCCAGCCGCAAGUGGCUGGAGCAGGUGGCCGCCACGGGCGUCCUGCUGCAUUGCCAGUCCCUGCUGGCGCCCGCUGCUGUGAGGGAGGAGCGGACCAUGCUGGAGGACAUCCGGGUGGCCCUGUCGGAGCUGGACAACGUCACCUUCACCUUCAAGCAGCUGGACGAGAACUACGUGGCCAACUCCAGCGUCUUCUACCACAUUGAAGGCAGCCGGCAGGCGCUGCGGGUCGUCUUCCACCUGGACAGCUACCACUUCUCCAAGCUGCCCUCGCGCCUGGAGAGCGGGGCCAGCCUGCGGCUGCACACGGUGCUGUUCACUCGAGCUCUGGAGGGGGUGGAGGGAGCGCCUCCUCCAGGCAGCCAGGCUGCAGAAGAUCUGCAGCAAGAGAUCAACGCACAGUCCCUGGAGAAAGCUCAGCAGUACUACCGCAAGCUCAGGGCGUUCUACCUGGAACGGUCCAACCUGCCCACGGACGCCAGCAGCACGGCCGUGAAGAUAGACCAGCUGAUCCGCCCCAUCAACGCGCUGGACGAACUCUGCCGCCUCAUGAAGUCCCUGGUACACCCCAAAGCCGGGGCCAGUGGGAGCCUGGGCGCCAGCCUCCUCCCUGUCUCCUCGGAGCUCUGCUACCGCCUGGGUGCCUGCCAGAUCGCCCUGUGCGCCACGGGCAUGCAGAGGAGCACCCUGAGUGUGUCCCUGGAGCAGGCGGCCAUCCUGGCGCGGAGCCACGGGCUGCUGCCCAAGUGCAUCAUGCAGGCCACCGACAUCAUGAGGAAGCAGGGCCCCAGGGUGGAGAUCCUGGCCAAAAACCUCCGAGUCCAGGACCAGAUGCCGCAGGGUGCGCCACGCCUCUACCGCCUCUGCCAGCCGCCCGUGGACGGAGACCUCUGACUGCUGAGGCACCCGGGCCCAGCUGCGUGCCCCGGAGCUGGGCCUGGCAAGGCCGCCGCGGUGCCCGCCAGCUUCUCGGAGCCGUCCUGAGGCUUCUGCUGCCACCACCAUGCCGAGCUCUGCCCGGCUCCCUGCCCUGCCUCCCGUGAGGACCAGCUGGGCCAGCACCGCCUCCAUCCUCCGCCAGAAGCCCGAGAAGCGCCAUUGGUGCAGCCGAGGUCUGGGCCCCUGCGCCCGAGUCCCCGGACCCAGGGACGGGCAUGGCGCCGCGGCCCCGGCUCCCACGGGGUGGCUCAACCUGCACUUUGGAAACCCUCGGUUUCCUCCAGGCCCACAUUCCAGGCGCCCAUGCGGGUCUCCUCCCUGAGCGCCCCUCACCCUGCACUAACCCGGCCCGUGGACCCUGUGUGCAGAGUGCCCCCAGGCCACGCCAGCUUCCCACGCCCCGCUGGACUGUGAGCACCAUGUUUGCUCCGACUCCAUUUAUGUGGCGUGAAUCCUCUGUGGUUGAUCUGACUUGUCUUCGGUGGUAUUGUUGAGAUUUCCCCUAAGGUUGUAAGAUGACAUAUCUGACGUUUGGCCUUCCAAAGGAAGAUAGUCGUCUAAGGGACCAACGUAAGGCGGAACUGGCUUUCCCCAGUCCUGCUAAACCAGGAGAGAAAGGACGAAGUCAUUGACCGUUUUAAAUUGAAUUUCCUUGUUUCUAAUAUUGGGGUUUGAGGCAUCACCCCCACGGCCCCCUCUACUCUCUGCCAUGAGUCUAGGCCAGGCCAGGGCUGGGGACUGGGGUGGUGCUGGGCCGCCUGCCUAGGAAGCUGGCGGGCCGAGGUUGGGGGCACACCGGGGACGCCUGGUGGUAAGACUUCUGUAAUUUAUUGAUCCGAUGCUAGCAUCUCAGAGCUCAGCCGCCCUGGGCACCACCCCAGCUACUGUACACCUUCAGGGAACCCUCAGAGCGAGCAGCAGGGGAGGGCACGCCGGGUCGCCCCGGCUGGCGGCAGAGGAGGUCGGGCUGGCCUUGUGCUGCUCGAGGCCCGUGGGCAUCCCGACCCCACAGCUCCCGGGGCUGCCUGCACUGCCUGGCCUCGUGUGUGGGACUGAGGGCGGCCUUGGGGCUGUCUCGUCACAGACACAAACCCAAGGCCCCGCCUUAGCCCCGUGGGGAGAGCCAGGGCACGCGCACUGGUUGACUUUGAAAUGUACAGAUUCUUGUUCAAUUCAUGAUAGAUUUUUUAUUAUUAUUAAA
This is a messenger RNA of Lepus europaeus (European hare), 6221 nucleotides long. RefSeq names its product phosphatidylinositol-3,4,5-trisphosphate dependent Rac exchange factor 1 (gene PREX1). Bases 11 to 4975 code for a protein of 1654 amino acids. The record is from RefSeq and is a predicted model, not a curated record. The transcript has 40 exons. NCBI's taxonomy places the organism in Eukaryota, Metazoa, Chordata, Mammalia, Lagomorpha, Leporidae. Gene Ontology annotation, biological process: intracellular signal transduction. Gene Ontology annotation, molecular function: guanyl-nucleotide exchange factor activity; protein binding.